Messenger RNA from Anopheles marshallii, 2076 nucleotides. RefSeq names its product inner centromere protein A (gene Rlb1). Gene Ontology annotation, cellular component: 90S preribosome; nucleus. The record is from RefSeq and is a predicted model, not a curated record. The transcript has 3 exons. Lineage: Eukaryota; Metazoa; Arthropoda; Insecta; Diptera; Culicidae. Gene Ontology annotation, biological process: maturation of SSU-rRNA. Bases 1 to 2076 code for a protein of 691 amino acids.
AUGGAUAAAAGCAACCUUAUAAAAGAGAUAAAAAAGCUGCAUUCGCUUGUUAAGACAACGCGUAUCCACAUCAUGCGUAAGCUCAUACGCGACAAGAAAGUUUGUGCCUCCAAAGCAACGUCGAACAGUUCGAAUGACGGUGCCAAAAAGAAAGCAGAAACAACCGAGGCCAUUCUUAACCACAUAAAAACGAUGUCUCCUUCGGUGCUUAUCGAAGCAGUGUUACAAUAUCAACCGUUGAAGAAUGGCGAAUCGUUGGAAUCAGCACCAUUGGAGCAACAAAGCAUGGCCCGGUUUCUGCAAGAUCCGAAACUUGAUCGUUAUCUAAAAUCCCUCGAAAACCAGUUGGGUGCUGGUGCAAAUGCGAUACUCCUUGAUGCGCUUCAAAAAAAGCGAACGAUCAAAUAUUCUGUAGCUAAAAUACAGCAAAAGGAACGAAUCAAGAAAGUGCUGCAAAACAAGAAGGAAAAUCGAAAAAAUCAAAGAAAGGAGAUAAAAUCGCUGAAGGAAAAGGCCAGGACAUCAAAACAAUCAUCAACCGAUGGACCAAAUCCAUCGCACGGGACCGAUGAUGAUGAGAAACAAACGACGGUAGUAUGUGAUACCUACGAGUCCGACGAUAAUUCUGAAGAAGAGUUUGAUAAGCAAAGGCUGGAAUCUGAUGAAUCAGAUACCGAGGAGGAAUCAGACCAGGAAGAAAGGCUGAGCAUAUCCGUGAGUGAAGACGAGAAUUGUUCUAGCGAUGAAACAGCAAGUGACCAAGCUGUAGUAGAACCACAGGUUAAAAGAAAUGGUGAAGCAAAACAGAAAGAUACUCCUCAGUUAGUAAAACCAUCCAUCAGCAAGCCGAAUCAAUCGGAUAUACAAAACAUGAAAAGUUCCAACAAAAAGAACGACAUGAAUUAUAAAGCACCUGAGGAAGAAGAUGAGCAAGAUGGAUAUGAGAUGGUAACGGAUAGCUUCUUCGUGACGGACACCGGCGAACAGUAUAAGGCGGUAGCGCCAAAGCUCAAACCAACGGCUGAUGACGAUGUUGAAAGUGAUGAUGGUAAGCAAAGUUGGAAGUUAAAGAACAGAAGAAAACGAAGAGAAAAACAGAGUUUAGAAACUGAUCCUACCGAAGCAUUUGCCACAGAUUUGAAUCAGGCGAAGCAAAGGAAAGUGAACAAUUUUACGAAAGAAAAAUUCACUACUAACAAACAGACGUAUACGUCCGUAAAAACUCAGAAUUUGCAUCCAUCGUGGGCCGCAAAGCAGGCGCAGAAAGGUAUCAAACCUUUCGCAGGGAAGAAAGUUAUGUUUGACGCUGAAGACGGUGGUGUAAGCUCUUCAACUUAUGCCCAGCCAGCUCCGGCUAAGUUCAAAACAAAAAAUGAUAAUCUUCAUCCAUCAUGGGCUGCAAAACAAGCACAGAAAGGAAUCAAACCCUUCACUGGGAAGAAAAUAGUUUUCGACACUGAAAAUACUAACAGUGUUGAGAAUACAAAUUCUAAGAAAUCCUUCAAUCGAACGCGCGAUCUUCAUCCAUCAUGGGCCGCCAAGCAAGCGCAAAAUGGAAUUAAAUCUUUCACCAGUAAAAAGACGGCAUUUAACGAUGAUGGAAAUAAUACAAAUGACUUUACCAGAAGAGUAGCGCCAAAAAGCAUUUCAAAGAAAGAUCUUCAUCCGUCAUGGGCAGCAAAACAAGCGCAAAAUGGUAUCAAACCAUUUGCCGGGAAAAAGAUCACCUUCAACACUGAUGAUACAGGCAAACGCAACAAACCCGGUGCCAUAAAACUAACUUCGACAUCGAAAGCGCCGAAAGGUACCGAUUUGCAUCCCUCUUGGGCUGCAAAACAGGCACAGAAAGCUAUUCUUCCCUUUGCUGGUAAGAAGAUAACAUUCGACAGUGAAAAUAAGGCAAACGAAUCAACAACAGCGCCGAGAUUUCUUACCGGAGCUUCGAAACAUCACGGUAACGUUGGCUCCAAAUCACAACCUAACAACACUGCCUCGGUCCAUCCAUCCUGGGCAGCGAAACAGGCACAGAGUGGAAUCAAACCAUUCGCGGGCACGAAAAUAAGUUUUGAUGACUAA